Molecule: messenger RNA, 1116 nt
Organism: Zeugodacus cucurbitae (melon fly)
Lineage: Eukaryota; Metazoa; Arthropoda; Insecta; Diptera; Tephritidae
Exons: 3
Coding region: 276-965 (229 amino acids)
Molecular function (GO): DNA binding
Source: RefSeq, a predicted model, not a curated record
UCCACUGGUUAUUUGAUUUUAUUUGUACAUAAUUUCCAAAGUUCGUGUGUAAUAUCGUCUAUUAAAAAUUGCAAAGACAGUGAAAAAUAACUUUAAAUUACCUAAAAGCAAGAUGCCGAAAGACAGAAUCACAAUCAUUGAGCGCAUUAAUAACACGUUAUGAAAUUGGCCCUUAAAAUCUCAAGUCCAAUUGGUAAUUGAGAUCAAAUAAUUUGUGAAGAAAUUCUUGUUCUAGCGCUACUUCGGUGCGUUGUCUGCAGUCUGCGGCGACUGCAAUGAGCAUUGCAAUGGGUCGCAUAAGGAAUAAAAAAAUUUGGCUCUAUUUCGAUAGAAUAUCCGAUUAUGCAGCACGUUGUAAGAAUUGUAAACUUAAUCUAUCUUGCAAACAUACUUCAGCCAAUUUGGUGCGUCACCUGUAUUACAAACACCAUGUUGAUGCGAGCUACUAUGGUGCAGAACAAACUGGAUUUCUUAAGCAUAAACGUGGUAGAAUAAAUCAAAGAUCUGGUGUUGUGAACGAUGUUUCACCUCCAUAUCUAACGCCGGUUGUCACUACAAAUGAGACAUUCGAUCCUCUUGAAGAGAUAAAACAAGAAGUUGUACCCUUGAAACUUGUGCGUUGCUCUAGAUCUGAUGAAGAAGCAGAUGGUGAUGAGGACGCGCAUUCGGCACAUGAAUAUCAAAGACCAGUUGACUCUUUAUCUUCACCUUCACAACAUACACCAUCUACAGAAGGGUCCAAUGAAGAUAUAAGCUGUGCUUAUGCCAUCGACACACAUCAUGCUAAUGAUGAAGAGUCAAUGAGCAAGCCGCUAUUUUUGGACAACCCACAUUUUAAGGAAAAACUGCAGGCAGAAACACGCUAUUAUAAUGAGAUGGCUGAAUUAGCACGUGCAAAAAGAAUUAUGAUCGAGUUGCAAAGUAAGAAGCUGAUGUUAGAAAUGGAAACAAUGCGUUCCAGCUGACUAGGCCUAGCAAUUCCAUUAUAUACUGCUUAACAUUGAUGUUAUAUAAAAAUUAAUGUUUGACAUUUACAUGUAUUUCCCCCCUUUAAUAUAGCCAUUCUGCAACUAUUAAACUUUAAUGAUAUUGAAACAAAUAUCAUGUAUUUUUUAA